AAAUGAAGCCAGAGUGCAUUUUGUAGACUGUUGGUAUGUUUUUUUCCACUCCCAGCAUGCUGUGGGCCUGAAAAGUUAAAUAUGAAAAGAAAGAAAACAACUGUGUUUUCAACCCAAGGGCUGCCUGAACACACUUCCAUUUUCAAAGAAAUCUCAAAUCCAACUGUUUAAACAAUUCUCUCUCUCUCUCCCUCUCUCUCCCUCUCUCUCUCUCCCUCUCUCUCCCUCUCUCUCUCUCCCUCUCACUCUCUCUCUCUCUCUCCCUCUCACUCUCUCUCUCUCUCUCUCUCAGUUUGGAGAAUGGUUGGAGUGAUGUCACCUCCCUCCUGUGUGGGCAUUCAUUCCAUCAGCAGUGAGUCUCCAAAGAUGCUGCUCACCAGACGCAGCAUUGCGCUCGGAGAUGUGACAGAAGAGGAGCGACUCUACUCGUGGAUCUUUGAGUGAUAUUUUUGGGAACACCUAUAUUUUUCCCCAUCGUGAGACUUUGGAGGACCAGUAAUGUAGCUGUUUUACCGUUUGAGGAGAUGCAUUUGUGCAGGUGCUGCGUCUCAUGUGGGCUUCACUCCGUUUCUACUGACCAGGAGCGUUAUUACGCACAAAGCAUCUCCACGCGUCAGGAGCGUUUUUACGCGCAACGUUUCUCCACGCGUUAGUGGAAGAUCAGCUCAGUCUCAGCCUGUUUUUCGGAGAGGAAAAUGGGUGCAAAACAACAAACAUGAUAGGAAAGGACAACCCGGAGCCAGAAUGGAUGUAAGCCAGUUCAAUGUGUUGGUGGAAAACGUCUCCAAAGAUGAGAACUCCACGGACGCACCGCUCGGUAACGGUUUACCGCACACGGAGGCAGCUACCGCGCUCAUCAUCCUGGUGGUCACCGUGAUUAUCUCGGUGACUAUCGUCGGUAACGUGUUGGUGAUUGUUGCAGUGCUGACCAGCCGGGCUCUCCGUGCGCCCCAGAACCUGUUCUUGGUCUCUCUGGCCUCAGCAGACAUCCUGGUGGCCACACUAGUCAUCCCUUUCUCCUUAGUCAACGAGCUCAUGGGCUACUGGUACUUUGGCACCACCUGGUGCGCCUUCUACCUGGCUCUGGACGUGUUGUUCUGCACCUCAUCCAUCGUGCACCUGUGCGCCAUCAGCCUGGACCGGUACUGGUCCGUCACCAAGGCGGUCAGCUACAACCUGAAGAGGACUCCGAAGCGCAUCAAGUCCAUGAUCGUGGUGGUGUGGGUGAUCUCUGCUGUCAUCUCCUUCCCUCCUCUCCUCAUGACCAAACACGAUGAGAGGGAGUGCCUGCUGAACGAUGAGACCUGGUACAUCCUCUCCUCCUGCCUGGUGUCCUUCUUCGCUCCGGGUCUCAUCAUGAUCCUGGUCUACUGUAAGAUCUAUAAGGUGGCCAAGCAGCGCUCCUCCACAGUGUUCGUGGCCAAGAACGGUUUGGAGAGGCAGCCCUCUCAGUCGGAGACCUGCUUCGUGAGGAAGGACCGGUUGGAGAUGGAGAGCCCCAGCAGCCAGAGCUCCGGCAGCCUGCAGCAGAGACAAGGCGAGCUGGAUGACAUCGACCUGGAGGAGAGCUGCUGCCAGGCGGACACCAAACCACGCAACCACCGCUUCACCAAGAGGAGGAAGGUGGAGGGCUCGGACUGCUGUCCUCCUCAGAGCUGCCGUCUCUCCUGGGCUUCAGCCAGAGCUCUCCAGCUCUACCCGGACCAGAAGAACCCAGCUGUGCGUCAACAGCAGCUGGCUGCAGCCAACAAGACCAAAGUGGCCCAGAUGAGGGAGAAACGGUUCACCUUCGUGCUGGCUGUAGUGAUGGGGGUGUUUGUGCUCUGCUGGUUCCCCUUCUUCUUCACCUACAGCCUGCAUGCUGUCUGCAGAGACAGCUGCUACAUCCCUGGAGCUCUCUUCAACCUCUUCUUUUGGAUUGGCUACUGCAACAGUUCUGUGAACCCCAUCAUUUACACGAUUUUCAACAGGGACUUCAGGAAAUCCUUCAAGAAAAUCAUAUGCAGAACUUCUAAACGCACAUAAAAACACAGAAAGGGCUCAAACCUGGUUUGCCUUUUUUUUGGGAUUAUUAGAGCUCGUUCUUCUUGACUGACUGCUCCCCACACACACACACUCAUUUUGAUGUAUAACUACCAUGAUCCCAGUGUUGUGUUGCACAUUUUAAAGUCUGUAAAUAAAAUGUUAUGUUGA
Molecule: messenger RNA, 2193 nt
Organism: Sebastes umbrosus (honeycomb rockfish)
Lineage: Eukaryota; Metazoa; Chordata; Actinopteri; Perciformes; Sebastidae
Gene: adra2db
Product: adrenergic, alpha-2D-, receptor b
Exons: 1
Coding region: 745-2025 (426 amino acids)
Biological process (GO): adenylate cyclase-activating adrenergic receptor signaling pathway
Cellular component (GO): membrane
Molecular function (GO): adrenergic receptor activity
Source: RefSeq, a predicted model, not a curated record